UUACUACUCAAGCAUGCUAGUACAUUCACCCUGUGAAAGGGAUGUACCAGGCUGGAAGUCAGAAAUUGACAUCUGGGCGAACUGUGUUAACAUUCUUCUUGGCUUGCUAGAGGAAACGCUGAAUAACGAAAACUCUCCUCAGUACCGACAACGAAAACGUAGUAACUCAGAUCGAAAGGUUUACAAUGCUUCACAUUCAUAUCAAAUCGGAAGUGGUGUAAGCACCCCGAAACGAAAAAGAAGUUUUUCGGAUGAAGCAAGAGAACGCAAAAUGCAGAAGAUCUCACUCAGCCUUGCUAAUGACAUUGCUCGUAGCUUGUCAGUGGCUGACGGGCUUAGUGAUUCGAAGGUGGCUAAGCGACGAACAAGCACCAUGGUUGACGAUACAGAAAUGUUCGUUGACGACGAUACCAACACCAAAGACUCUACUUCAUCCGAUACCCUUAAAAAGUCUUCAUUUAUUCAUCCUAGAAACCACCUGGGUCUGGUACACCAAGCUGAGGCACCAGCACCACCUGUAAUGCGGUCUAUAACAGAAUUGCUUUCAACACAGUCACUACUCGUUCAUAGUGAUACGAUGCAGAUGGAACAUUGGAUGAUGUCACAAGCACUAAGUCGAGGGAUGACACUUCCACAAUUCGAGAUGGAACUACGCUUAAAAGAGCAACAACUACAAGCCGCUUUACUUGGAUUGUCACAAAGUCAUGACUUACGUGAUGGGCGUGGUAAAGAAUAUGCGCAUAUGAAAACCCAUUUGGAAGCAAUAUCCAUGGUUAUUAAAUGGAUUGAACAUGAUCACCAAUGGCCCAUCGAACAACUUUUCAGUGGAUGGAAGUAUUUCAAGAGUCAUGUUGAAAAAGUGGCUUCGUAUGUCAAUAUGGUGGAGGAUAUGUCACAUCUAACCACGACACCGUUCGAACGAAGUGAUGAUUUGUUGACUGAUAUUCGAAGAUUGCAAAUUCAACUGGACGAGAAAACUCGAUUUUACGAUGAUCAUUUGGUGCAAGGUGGUCUACAGUGGAAAGCCAUGGGAUUCCCCGCACAGGAGGAGUUGAUUGCAUCUGUCAAAGGAUACUUUCAUAGUCUCUGCAUUGGUCUUGUUAGUGAGCUGCAUCUGGCUUAUGCCACAGUCAACAGUCAACGUGAAACAUCUGGAGAGCGCAGUACUGAAGCGGAAUAUGAUAAAACAAUGGAAGCAAUCUUGGAAGGACUGGAGUUCAUCGGAAGUUCAAUGGCGUUUACCGGAUUGGGCUCUAGCAAAUUAAUUACAGGCUGUAUGGCGGUUGGCACUGCGUAUGGAACGUAUGUGGCAAGUAAACUGGAAGCCUUGAUUGAAGAUCAACAUCCACUACUCAAUAUCCAACGUGGUAUGACCAUGGCUGUCGAUCAAGGCGCGAAGAGUCGUAAGCCUGCUCGAGUGGAUAUUGAGUUCAUGAGGCAGAUUGAGAAUAUGACAAGAAUAUUAGCGGCUAUCCAGCUCAUGCAAGAAAUUCAACACUCAAGUACAGAUUAUUUUAGCAACGAGGAACAACUGAUGGAAUUCUUCGAUCGAGACAAAGUUAGUACGGUGGAAGGUCUUAGUUCGGCUAUAAUUGAUGUGGCAAUUCGGGCUGCGUCUAUCAUUGAAAUCCACCAAAGUGGUCGUAACAAUAACCAGCGACCGAUCAAUAUCAUGAUUAGGCCUGCGCAUGGCCUUGUAUAUAUGGAAGAGUCUCUUUUUCGCUACACCAGUAAGGUGAUUGAACUUUCAGGAAGAGAAGCGCGCGACGGGUCUCGAAUUCAGACUGGAGCAAUUAGAGCAAGCGGCCGAAGAGUAGCCAAUAUCAGAUAAUUAGGGCCGAAAAGCUUGCUUGCCAAGAAAAAAAAAAGGCUCCAGUGUAAAAAUCAAAUAAGCAGCAGAAUUUAAAAAUACAAAACCUCAUUUUGUCUUUUUUUGCAUCACAGCCUCAAAUGUGGCUACUCUAUUUAAAUCUUUCUACAGCGU
This is a messenger RNA of Umbelopsis ramanniana AG, 1984 nucleotides long. RefSeq lists its product as uncharacterized. Bases 14 to 1831 code for a protein of 605 amino acids. The record is from RefSeq and is a predicted model, not a curated record. NCBI's taxonomy places the organism in Eukaryota, Fungi, Mucoromycota, Umbelopsidomycetes, Umbelopsidales, Umbelopsidaceae. The transcript has 7 exons.